AUGGAUACAACACUUCAUCAUUUUUCGCUUUUUGUCGAUGAAACGGGUACAGAACGAAUGCUUGCACUGGGAAGUUCCGGUGAUUCCUCGCAACAAACAGUUUAUACUGCCCCAUUAACACGUUCACCACUGAUCAAUUCAGCAUCCACAUUGUGCCUCUCCACUUACUUGGAUACUAAACCAACUGAGAGUACUGCCCCUCCUGCAGAAUUAGCUGCACUGUGCGAAAGGCAACGGACAACAGUUUCAUCCGGUAUAUCGUUUUAUCAGUUCCAUCCCAGUUCAUCAACAUUGCUUUACUCGGAUUCAACCAGUUUGUUCCUUCUUCAGGCACUGUUUCUUUUUUUCAAUUCUUAUUUUACUACUUCAAAUAGCUGUUAUAGGAAGGGUGAAAAAACGCAAGAAGUAGGCAGUAGUGUUAAUGGUUGUCCAUUGCAUGCGCAACUUUGUCCGGUGGAUAGCAGCAUGGUAGCAUUUGUGGCUAAUUCUAAUGUACAUAUUGACUGGAGGGGUGAAUUGAUCUUUUCGACGGUAUCCGAAGAUAACAUAACUAAUGGUUGCUGUUCGUUUGUUGUGCAAGAGGAGUUGGACCGAUUUGUGGGAAUGUGGUGGUCUCCGGGCCCGCGAAAAAUGCUCCUGUACGAGCGUGUUGAUGAAACACAGGUCACCAGUUUGCAGCUCACCAUCCCCGGAUGCGCACCCACUCCACCGAUGAAAUAUCCGAUCGCCGGUACAGCUAACGCCAUCUCCACGCUACGCUUAAUUCACAUCGACGAAAACACGGUCACUGAUACGGGGCUGUUGACAGAGCUUAAAUCUGUGUAUCCA
This is a messenger RNA of Gongylonema pulchrum, 828 nucleotides long. The record is from the annotation of a GenBank genome assembly. NCBI's taxonomy places the organism in Eukaryota, Metazoa, Nematoda, Chromadorea, Rhabditida, Gongylonematidae.